This is a messenger RNA of Macaca mulatta (Rhesus monkey), 3992 nucleotides long. NCBI's taxonomy places the organism in Eukaryota, Metazoa, Chordata, Mammalia, Primates, Cercopithecidae. The record is from RefSeq and is a predicted model, not a curated record.
GCUUUAUUUUUCAAUUCUUGCUAGUCCCGGUUUUGCAUUUCUAAUGACAGUGAACUGACAACGCGUGAAAGCGGUCUGAGGAGCAAAACAAAGCCAGCAAGCCUGCUUCUGGUGUGCCAAGAUUAAUCAAUAUUCCAGAAACCUCGCGGUUUCCCCCUCCUCCCCUGUGCGGUUUCCAUUCCCCGCUCCUCCUUUCCCGGGUACAGACUCCUCCCCUUUUCUUAAGUUGCCCUGAUAGUAACUUGCAGUCUCAGAGCACAUGCACACUGUCAGGGCUAGCCUGCCUGCUUACGCGCGCUGCGGAUUGUUGCUCUGUUGUACCUGCUGGGGAAUUCACCUCGUCACUGCUUGCUAUCUUUCACCCCUUACAAAAUCAGAAAAGCUGUGUUUUCUAAUACCAAAGAGGAGGUUUGGCUUUCUGUGGGUGAUUCCCAGACACUGAAGUGCAAAGAAGAGACACUCCUAGAAAAGUAAAAUAUGACUAAAAGCAAUGGAGAAGAGCCCAAGAUGGGGGGCAGGAUGGAGAGAUUCCAGCAGGGAGUCCGUAAACGCACACUUUUGGCCAAGAAGAAAGUGCAGAACAUCACAAAGGAGGAUGUUAAAAGUUACCUGUUUCGGAAUGCUUUUGUGCUACUCACUGUCACCGCUGUCAUUGUGGGUACAAUCCUUGGAUUUACCCUCCGACCAUACAGAAUGAGCUACCGGGAAGUCAAGUACUUCUCCUUUCCUGGGGAACUUCUGAUGAGGAUGUUACAGAUGCUGGUCUUACCACUUAUCAUCUCCAGUCUUGUCACAGGAAUGGCGGCCCUAGAUAGUAAGGCAUCAGGGAAGAUGGGAAUGCGAGCUGUAGUCUAUUAUAUGACUACCACCAUCAUUGCUGUGGUGAUUGGCAUAAUCAUUGUCAUCAUCAUCCAUCCUGGGAAGGGCACAAAGGAAAACAUGCACAGAGAAGGCAAAAUUGUACAAGUGACAGCUGCAGAUGCCUUCCUGGACUUGAUCAGGAACAUGUUCCCUCCAAAUCUGGUAGAAGCCUGCUUUAAACAGUUUAAAACCAACUAUGAGAAGAGAAGCUUUAAAGUGCCCAUCCAGGCCAACGAAACGCUUGUGGGUGCUGUGAUAAACAACGUGUCUGAGGCCAUGGAGACUCUUACCCGAAUCACAGAGGAGCUGGUCCCAGUUCCAGGAUCUGUGAAUGGAGUCAAUGCCCUGGGUCUAGUUGUCUUCUCCAUGUGCUUCGGUUUUGUGAUUGGAAACAUGAAGGAACAGGGCCAGGCCCUGAGAGAGUUCUUUGAUUCUCUUAACGAAGCCAUCAUGAGACUGGUAGCAGUAAUAAUGUGGUACGCCCCCGUGGGUAUCCUCUUCCUGAUUGCUGGGAAGAUUGUGGAGAUGGAAGACAUGGGCGUGAUUGGGGGGCAGCUUGCCAUGUACACUGUGACUGUCAUUGUUGGCUUAUUCAUUCACGCAGUCAUCGUCCUGCCACUCCUCUACUUCUUGGUAACACGGAAAAACCCUUGGGUUUUUAUUGGAGGGUUGUUGCAAGCACUCAUCACUGCUCUGGGGACCUCUUCAAGUUCUGCCACCCUACCCAUCACCUUCAAGUGCCUGGAAGAGAACAAUGGCGUGGACAAGCGUGUCACCAGAUUCGUGCUCCCUGUAGGAGCCACCAUUAAUAUGGAUGGGACUGCCCUCUAUGAGGCUUUGGCUGCCAUUUUCAUUGCUCAAGUUAACAACUUUGAACUGAACUUCGGACAGAUUAUUACAAUCAGGGAUCGCCUCCGGACCACCACCAACGUACUGGGAGACUCCCUGGGAGCCGGGAUUGUGGAGCAUUUGUCUCGACAUGAACUGAAGAACAGAGAUGUUGAAAUGGGUAACUCAGUGAUUGAAGACAAUGAAAUGAAGAAACCAUAUCAAUUGAUUGCACAGGACAAUGAAACUGAGAAACCCAUCGACAGUGAAACCAAGAUGUAGACUAACAUAAAGAAACGCUUUCUUGAGCACCAGGUGUUAAAAACCAUUAUAAAAUCUUUCCAUCUCAUUACAGCUCAUUCUCUCCAGCAAGCCCCUUAAUCCCCUUUCCUCCCUUCUGAUAAGAUUGGAAAGUAGUCCUCCAAAAAACAAGGGAGGAUUUUGGGUGGCCAAAGUGUAUAAUUUUCAUCCCACAAUUGAAAUUUUUACAUCAUUUCAUGUUAGUCUUACCUAAUAAGGUACCAAGAUCAAAAAUAUUCUGGAUCAGAUCUUACAAGUUUAUGUGGCACACAAUCCUAUAAAUGUGAUUUUUUUUAUAUAAGUUAAACAAAUAGUAGGCUAAAAACAUUUUAUAAUCAACUUUUGAGAUUUGAAAAUCUUUCAGAAUACAAUUGAGUUUUAGUUUCAAAAUGUUAACAACUUGAAUUACAACCGGUUAUCAGUUGAACAGUAAGAUUUUGUCCCUUUCUCAUCUGACUGGUAUACUGAUUUCAUUAGUAGCGAGGUGCACAUAUACAUCUAGCACAGCUGUGAGGACAGACAGAGGCAGUUUCCAUGUGGCCUUGAGUAAAUCCCAUCUCACCUCUAGGCCUCAGUGUCCUCAUCUAUAAAAUGAGGGACUUCCCUAGAUGUCUUCGUGGUCUCUUCCAGCCCAGACAUCCUAUCAUGUCAUGAAAGCGCCUGCCCUCUAUUUCCCCUCAGAACACCCCGUACCAUCCAUGGAGCACAGGGCUUUCAGAAAGGACACUUUAAUGGGAGUGAAAAUUUCUAAGGACGGGAUGGCUAUGUGUGGUGGUCACCAGGUCCUGUGUGCAAAGUGCAGGUUAUGCAAGUCGCCAGGCAGGAGGCCAUUCCAGGACUGGGAUUAUUCGUAAAACCCUUUGCCCAGUUCAUCCCAAUGGGGGAAGUAUUCCCUUCUUACUCUGGGAAGAAUGUCUCCCGCCACUCCUCAAACAGAAGAGAAGGUAGCAGCUAGCAAGGGUGCUUGUGGGCACACUAUGGAACACUAAAGAGCUAGGAAAGAGUUGAGCACAGGCAACAUUAUAAACAAAGGAUUUGAAAACACCAAGAGUACAGGUCUUCUUUAAGGAAGAAUAAAAAAGAGGUUCUUUUUUUGGCUUUUUUUUUUUCACCUGAAACACUUCUUCUCUUGAGUCCAAAAUCAUUCCCCCAUGAAGUCUGCCUACCAAAACAUAAAGAUCACUUAUAUAUUUGAAAGAAGUCAAACGAAUGAGCUGUCUAAUAGAAGUCCAUGAGUUGAGUGGGUAUUUUUUAUUUGAAAGUGCUUUUCUUUAAUCAAAAGUCCUUAGAACGAGAGAAACAAAAUAUUUCUGUUUUGGAAUCCCACUUAUCAAAUCAUUCAAAACUUUCAGCUGGAGUGGGGUUUGCUUUUGUUUUGUUUGUGUCCAUAAGAAAAAUGGUAGAAGAUGAAUCAGUAUGAAGACACUGUCAAUGAGGUUAUGAGAAAAAACAGCAGGGGCAUUAGUUUCAGGCAAGGCAGCUCCCAGGUUUAGAGAUUAAUUUUUACCCCCUAAGGAAUAUCCAGUCAAAGAUGCUGAGUGGGAGCUGUCAGGCAGUAGCAGCUGUGUUUGAGUUUCUGGCUGAAAAUGGUGAAGAAUGGACUUAAUUAUGCUAACAGACUGAAAAUCUAGACAUACAUCCUCUGAUAUACAAUUAGAGAUAUUUUUAUAUAGACCCCAAGCAUUCUGUGUAUAAAAGUUAACAUUAGGCUGUGAUGGAGUAACCAUUUAAUGUCGAGGCUCUAUUUGGGAAAUACACUACAAAUGUUAAUGUAUGUGGCUGUCAUCUUAAGAUACUAGUAGAGCAAAGACUUAAUCAUAUCAACUUAAUUCUGUUAUACAAUUUUUUUACAUACUAACCAUUUCUUAUGGAAAGAUCCUGUAGGGAGCCCAUCCUCUCACCAAGCCAUCACAAGCUCUGCAUACACAUGCAUUCAGUGUGGACUGGGAAGCAUUACUUUGUAGAUGUAUUUUGAAUAAAGAAAAAAAAUAGUUUUACAUUAA